AUGGCUGGAAAACACAGUUUUGAAUGUUAUUUUUUUAUGGAAGAAGGGAUCCAGGAAGAAAGAACUGAAGAACAUAAAGACUUAUGCAAAGCUCUUUGCUUAAUUGAAGACAUGAUUGCAGCCAUGGGUCUGAAAGUCAACAAAUAUGAGAAAAAACAAAAAUGGCUUGAGAUCCUAAGUAAGAUCGAAAACAAAAUGUACACAAAGCUGAAAAAUGGCCACGUGUUUAGAAAGCAGGACCUGAUGAGUACAGAGCGGACCCUGCUGUAUGAUGGCCUCGUUUACUAGAAAACCACCAUGGGACGUUUCAAAGAUAUCCUAGCUAUACUUCUAUCUGAUGUGCUGUGCUUUUUACAAGAAAAAGACCAGAAAUACAUCUUUGUAGUGGUAAACCAGAAGCCAUCCGUUAUUUCCCUUCAGAAGCUUACUGCUAGAGAAGUUGCUAAUGAGGAGAGAGGAAUGUUUCUAAUCAGUGCUUUAUCAACUGGUCCCGAGAUGUAUGAAAAUCACACCAAUUCCAAGGAGGAACGGAAUAACUGGAUGAGGUGGAUCCAACAGGCAGUAGAAAGUUGCCCAGAAGAAGAAGGGGGAAGGACAAGUGAAUCCGAUGAAGAGAAGUGGAAAGCUGAAGCCAGAGUGGCCAGAAUUCAGCAAUGUCAAGAAAUACUCAGUAAUCAAGACCAGCAAAUUUGCACAUAUUUGGAGGAAAAGCUGCAUAUCUAUGCUGAACUGGGGGAGCUGAGUGGCUUUGAGGAUGUCCAUCUAGAACCUCACCUCCUUAUUAAGCCUGAUCCAGGAGAGCCUCCUCAGGCAGCCUCUUUACUGGCAGCAGCACAGAAAGAAGGAAGAUGUUUUUCAGAAUCUUCACAGUCAGAGAUUGUACAAGCUAUACAGAAUUUAACCUGUCUUUUAUAUAACCUUCAGGCCUCCUUGACCAUUCAGGAUAGCCACAUUGAGAUCCACAAGCUGGUUCUCCAGCAGGAGAGCCUGGCUCCCAGCCGCUCUUUGUGAGGCGGCUCCUUCCAAGACCAGGAAAAGUCCCGCAACCUGGAGAAGCAGUGUGAGGAGCUGGCUAACAUCCAUAAGCUCCAACACCAGUUCCAGCAGGAACAGCAGCGCUGGCACCGCAGGUGUGACCAGCAGCAGCGGGAGCAAGAGGCUAAGGAGAGCUGGCUGCAGGCGCAGGAAUGGGAGUGCCAGACACAGGAGGAGCUUCUGCUGAAGAACUGCAGUGAGCUGGACCAUCAGCUCCAGGAGUACCAGCAAAACCUGGAGUGGCUGAGUGAGGGCCAGAGGGUGGUGGAGAGGGAGAGAGAGAGAAGCAUGGGCACCCAACAGGGCCUGCAGUGUCCCAGGAAGCACAGCCGGCAGAGUAGACUCCCAGCAGCCUUUCCACCAGGAAGCAAGGAGGUAAUGGAAUUUAAUCGAUCUGAGGGUUUGUGUCAUGAAAAUUCACUCCUCACACAUGAAGCUUUAGUACAAAUGUCACUUAACACUUUCAGUAAACCGAGUCCAUCAGGCAUCCAUGAGGAUGCCACUUACCCCCCAAAUAUAGCUAAUUCUGAUUUGGUGAGGACUAGUGAAAAUCAAGUAAACCUCAAGACGGAAGUUUCUCAGCCUUCAGACGUCAACCAUGAACUGUGGACAGCUGUUGGGCCCUAUCAUCAGAUACCUCCUCUCCAUGAAAGCAGCAAGGAUUCUUGUAAAUAUGGUAAUUAA
This is a messenger RNA of Marmota flaviventris (yellow-bellied marmot), 1719 nucleotides long. NCBI's taxonomy places the organism in Eukaryota, Metazoa, Chordata, Mammalia, Rodentia, Sciuridae. The record is from RefSeq and is a predicted model, not a curated record.